GGGCUGCUCUCUGGCUGAAAGGCUUGGCGAGUGUCUGGUCACCUGAUGGGGCCGUGGGGGCCCCCGGGAUGUGUAGUCCGCAGGAAUCCGGCAUGAACGCGGCGAGCGUGAGGAUGGUGACCCGCAGCAGGAGCCGGGGACCCGGGGCCGGUCCGCACAGGGUUGGGGAGAAGGCCGCGCCGCUCAGGAGGGGAGAGGCGGCUGCAGAAGGCCGGAAAAGCUACAACCCUGUGAAGCGUCAGCAGAAGGCACAGAGACUGAAAGUGGCCUAUGAGGCCUCAGAAGGUGAGAAAGGAGACGGGGCUGAGCACCUCCAGGCACCAGCCUGGGAACCUCAGGACUGGCGGCAGCAGCUGGAGAACAUCCGAACCAUGAGGAGCGGGAAGGAUGCGCCUGUGGACCAGCUGGGGGCUGAGCACUGCUAUGACUCCAGUGCACCCCCAAAGGUGCGGAGGUACCAGGUGCUGCUGUCACUGAUGCUCUCCAGCCAGACCAAGGACCAGGUGACAGCGGGCGCCAUGCAGCGGCUGCGGGCCCAGGGCCUGACGGUGGACAGCAUCCUGCAGAUGGAUGACAGCACGCUGGGCAUGCUCAUCUACCCCGUGGGCUUCUGGAGGAACAAGGUGAAGUACAUCAAGCAGACCAGUGCUAUUCUGCAGCAGCGCUACGAUGGGGACAUUCCAGCCUCCGUGGCAGAACUGGUGGCACUGCCAGGCGUCGGGCCCAAGAUGGCACACUUGGCCAUGGCGGUGGCCUGGGGCACCGUGUCAGGCAUUGCAGUGGACACACACGUGCACAGAAUUGCCAACCGACUCAGGUGGACCAAGAAGGUGGCCAAGUCCCCAGAGGAGACCCGCAGGGCGCUGGAGCAGUGGCUGCCCAGGGAGCUGUGGCGCGAGAUCAACGGACUGCUGGUGGGCUUCGGCCAGCAGACUUGCCUGCCUGUCCACCCACGCUGCCAGGCCUGUCUCAACCAGGCCCUGUGCCCAGCUGCACGUGGACUCUGAGGGCCUGGGGCCUCUGCCCGCCGCCACCCUGGCCACUGCCUGUUGGUGCCUUUGCUGGGGAGCCGUAGCCUGUUUAUAAUAAAGCUUGGGGGUUGUUUGUA
Molecule: messenger RNA, 1108 nt
Organism: Hippopotamus amphibius kiboko
Lineage: Eukaryota; Metazoa; Chordata; Mammalia; Artiodactyla; Hippopotamidae
Gene: NTHL1
Product: nth like DNA glycosylase 1
Exons: 6
Coding region: 69-1007 (312 amino acids)
Biological process (GO): base-excision repair, AP site formation; base-excision repair; nucleotide-excision repair
Cellular component (GO): nucleus
Molecular function (GO): 4 iron, 4 sulfur cluster binding; DNA binding; oxidized pyrimidine nucleobase lesion DNA N-glycosylase activity
Source: RefSeq, a predicted model, not a curated record